GCAUCCAACACACAGACAAGCUGGCGACGAGCACCCCGCCUCCGCCUGCGUUUGUGUUCGAUUCUGUGCCGGUGUUCGACUCUGUCUGCGUUCCCGCGCAUAUACUUGCUCUCGACUGUCCGUGCGUGGACUGCUAGCACCAGGCUGCUCUAUCUACUAUCGUCUGCCGCUCACACUACCGAUACACGAUGCGCAAAGGCUGCCUGAAGCACUCGCCCCCGCAGACGCCGGAGCUCUCCCAUUCGCCUUGGACGACGCCCAGUGCAUCCGGGCGGACCUCACCUGCCCCGUCGCAGUGCGCGGGACCGUUCACCAGGCCGCCCCUCCGCAAGAACGUGUCCUUCUGCGAGGACUCGACGCUGGAGGAGGUAUUCUUCGCAGACGAGUGGGACCGGUCGCCUGCCCCUGUCACGCCCAAGCUGUCGUACUCAGACGUCCUCGAGCUCAAGCAGCUCCUCGUGUCCCUCCCCCGCGCACCACCCCCACCCCCUACUCCCCGCCAGCCGUUCACGACCUCCCUUCCGCGCGACUGCCACACACCCUACGAACAUUCUUGCUCCUACCCGUACCCCUCGUCGUCGUCGUCGUCGUCCUCAUCCUCCUCGGCGGCAUCCUCCUACACGCCGCAGCCGUUCCCCUGCUCGCGCUUUGCGUCACAGCCCAGCCAGACGCCUGACCGCUGGAAGAACCGUUCCCAGUUCGCGCGGCCCAUCGACCCCGAGAUUCUGCCCUACCUCGAAGCGGUGCCCAUCAGGCUGCUCCCGCUGUUGGACUCGUCUGCGCAAGAGCCCGAGCCAGAGCCAGAGCCGUCAAUACCGCCGCCCCUGCCGACGCCGGCAUCUGCGCCCGAGACACCCAAGCUGUCUUCGUUGAAACCUGGUCCGAUCGCGGCUUCCAUCCCUGCGGACCAGCAUCACGAGCGAGACCGUCAGCCAAGUCCUAGCCAUGGUCUUGAUUCCAACUCCACCGUGACCCCUACUUCUCGCUCUGAAGAGGUCUCACCUGCACCUUCACCACUACCAUCAUCACCACCACAUCCGCCGCCACCCUCGUCCUCGUCCAGCAUGCCGUCUUCACAGGCCACACCACCACAUCCAUAUCCUCUCUUUUCCCGUCUUCGCCCAAACCACACGCACCCCUACCACCCCCGCCACACCGCCUGAACAUGGCCUUCGUGCCGCUGCUGCCCGCGCAAGAUGCGCCGAAGCCGGCGGAGAGCAGGAGGGAAGAGCGGAAGGAGGAACGGAGGCCGAAGAGACAGAUGAACUUUGCGUUCGUGCCGUUGAUGGAGAAGC
Laetiporus sulphureus 93-53 is the source of this 1295-nucleotide messenger RNA. RefSeq lists its product as uncharacterized. The record is from RefSeq and is a predicted model, not a curated record. The coding region runs from base 189 to 1163 and encodes 324 amino acids. NCBI's taxonomy places the organism in Eukaryota, Fungi, Basidiomycota, Agaricomycetes, Polyporales, Laetiporaceae. The transcript is spliced from 3 exons.